GGCGUGCGCGGUCUGCCCGCGGAGGAGGGGCGGAGGCGGGCCCGAGCUCUCUCCGGCGCCCGGGCAGCGGCGGGAGCGGGGCGGCGGGCAUGGCGGAGGCGCGGCCGGGGCCGGCGGCGGGGGCGCAGCUCAACGGGCUUCCAGACCACUCGCCGCUGCUGCAGCCCAGCCUGGCCGAGCUGCGGCGCCGGGCUGGGGAAGCGGGCGCUCGGCCGGCGCGGCGGCCGCUCAGCGACGCCUUCCUGCUGCGGUUCCUGCGCGCCCGGGACUUCGAUCUGGACCUGGCCUGGCGGUUACUGGAAAACUACUAUAAGUGGAGAGCAGAAUGUCCAGAAAUAAGUGCAGAUCUCCAUCCUAGAAGCAUUCUUGGCCUUCUGAAGGCCGGCUACGUCGGCGUCCUGAGAGCCCGAGACCCCACUGGCAGCAAAGUUCUGAUUUACAGAAUUGCACACUGGGACCCAAAAGUUUUCACAGCUUAUGAUGUGUUUCGCGUAAGUCUAAUCACGUCCGAGCUUAUUGUACAGGAGGUAGAAACACAACGGAAUGGAAUCAAGGCUGUCUUUGAUUUGGAAGGCUGGCAGUUUUCUCAUGCUUUUCAAAUUACUCCAUCUGUAGCCAAGAAGAUUGCUGCUGUUCUUACAGAUUCCUUUCCAUUAAAAGUUCGUGGUAUCCAUUUGAUAAACGAGCCAAUAAUUUUCCAUGCUGUCUUUUCCAUGAUUAAACCAUUUCUGACUGAAAAAAUUAAGGAACGGAUUCAUAUGCAUGGGGACAAUUACAAACAAAGUUUACUUCAGCAUUUCCCAGACAUUCUUCCAGUGGAAUACGGUGGUAAAGAAUACUCCCUGGAGGACAUUUGUCAGGAGUGGACAAAUUUUAUAAUGAAGUCUGAAAAUUAUCUCAGCAGCAUUUCACAGACCGCUAAAGGAGAAGAAGUUACUUAAUGUGAGAGACUUCCUAAUUAAAAAUACAUGAGUAAGAUCCUACCUGGUUAUAUGAAUGAAAGAAAAAGAAUCAUUAAACUAAUGCUUUUCCGAUUGAUUUUUUUCAAUGUAAAAAUCUUCUAACUUGAGCAACAUGGGUAUUUGGGAAAUUUCUUUACUUUUUAAAUAUCUUUUCUUUACCUUUAAAGUAAUUAAAUAUUAUUAUACCUUAAAAGCAUAGAAGAGGUUCCUGAUUUUUGCACUCGGAAGAAAGUGAUCUCUAAAGUAUCUUUUCAUGCGCACUUUGGUGUGUUUCUCAAAAGUUUUAUUUUAAACAACUUUUCUGGUCACACUGGUUUGAUUAUAAAUGAAUAAAUAGUCCACUGAAAAGAAAUAUUAGCACAAAUCAACUGAUUAUAAAAAUCUAUUCAUACUCAUUUUGGGUGCGUGUCAGAUAGACUAUAAUUCAGAUUAAAAUCUGAAUACAGUUUUAUAUAGUUAUUUCUGUGGGCCAGCAAGGUAGUUCACCUCAGGGAAAUUCUAUUUUACCAUAUUUGCACAAUAGAAACUUUUGAUUGAAGAGUCUGUACGCCAUAAACUCUUAUGUGUAGCAUCAAUAGGUCUCUAUGAAAUUAUUCAUGUUGAUACAGUUAACUACAUAGAGAUUCAGAGGUGGAAUAAUAUUUGGUUGCCGUAUACGUGGACUCUAUUUUUUGAUUGAACAGUAACACAACUACACAAGGGAGAGGAAAUGUUUACAUUUUAAAAUCACUGUCAACUACAUCUGGAACUUUUCAGAUUAUGCAUGAAGAAAUUUGGGUUUUACUGUAUUAUCAGAACAUUCUAGCCAAAUCCUACAAUUCAUAUUUACUUAAAAAAAAAUCAGGAGUUAAAAUGUGCUGUUUGUACUGUAGCUAUGUUAAAGCAUAUUUCAUUUAUUGAGAAAGAUAUGUCAAUAUAGCUUUCAACUUAUGACAACUUUUAUAGUAUUUUAUAAUUUUUAAAUUUUAUUUUAAACUUAAACCUGAAAGAACACAGUGUACAAAAUUUGUUAAACAUUUUUUAGCUUAGUUGGGUUUCAACAUUAAUCAUACAAUAGUAUCUUUGUGAAAGAAUAUGUAAAGGGUGUUUUUCUUUAUAAGAAAAUUAUUCUAAUCAGAUGAGCUGAUACUUAUGAUUCUCUGUACAUAUAUCUGUGAAAAAUUGAGAGUGAUUGUGAAUGUUCUUUAGAGAACGUGUUUGAUUUUGAUUUAGCAUUGGGAAGGUAACUUUACAUUAUAAAUUUAAUUUAAAAUAUUAGAUCAUGCCUGUUUUCUAAAAAGUGUUAAAAUCUUCUUUACAAAAUCAUACAAUUUAAAUUGUAUAAUUAAAAAUGACAGCAGAAUAAAACUAUUUAAAAAGUAUAAAUAAUAGCAACAACAAAAAGUUCUAGUUUACCCAACUUUUAUUCCGAGAAGGUUUACAUCACAAAGUUCCACUUCAUUCACAUUUGGGUGCUUAAAACACUUUCUUCUGACUCUGUGAAGGAAUGAUUACUUUAGCACAAGAAUAAAGGAUAGUAUUUUUAAAUGUCUUUUAAAUAUGAUUCAUUGAUGAUGUUACUGACAGUAAAUAGAAUUAAAAUAAGUCAAUCAGUAGAAGUACAUUUCAUGAUAGGACUUUGAAUUUUUUAUGAAAUGCAGCGAUUCACUGAAGAACAUUAAAAGAACAAUGUAAAAUGAACAGGCAGUUUUAUAAGGUGGCAAGAUAAAUAACUAUUGAAUUGUCUCUAUUACUUUACUGUAAUUGCACCAGAGGUGCCUUUUAAAAGAUUAACUCUAACGUGUGCUCAUUGUGUUACUGAACUGCCCGAUAAUUUAUUUGUUUUAAUAUUGUUCAAAACAAAAUAAAGAUCUUUCACACAA
Delphinapterus leucas (beluga whale) is the source of this 2824-nucleotide messenger RNA. RefSeq names its product alpha tocopherol transfer protein (gene TTPA). The record is from RefSeq and is a predicted model, not a curated record. Lineage: Eukaryota; Metazoa; Chordata; Mammalia; Artiodactyla; Monodontidae. Gene Ontology annotation, molecular function: phosphatidylinositol bisphosphate binding; vitamin E binding; lipid transfer activity. Gene Ontology annotation, biological process: vitamin transport; vitamin E metabolic process. Gene Ontology annotation, cellular component: late endosome; membrane.